Tachyglossus aculeatus (Australian echidna) is the source of this 1359-nucleotide messenger RNA. It is a transcript of the gene B3GNT8, whose product is annotated as UDP-GlcNAc:betaGal beta-1,3-N-acetylglucosaminyltransferase 8. Gene Ontology annotation, molecular function: protein N-acetylglucosaminyltransferase activity. The transcript has a single exon. The coding region runs from base 33 to 1217 and encodes 394 amino acids. The record is from RefSeq and is a predicted model, not a curated record. Gene Ontology annotation, cellular component: membrane. NCBI's taxonomy places the organism in Eukaryota, Metazoa, Chordata, Mammalia, Monotremata, Tachyglossidae.
GCGGCGGCGGCGGUCCCUCUUCGGCGGCGACCAUGCGCUGCACCAAGUGCCUGCUGAGCGUGGCGGCCCUGCUCCCGCUCCUGGCCCUGAAGCUGUACGUGGACUGGGGCCCCGAGCCGGCGCCGGGGCCCCCGGUGCGCCGGGGCCCGCCCGCGCCGGGCCCCGCGCCCCCGGCCGAGCCCUCGCUGCCCGCCAACCUGUCCCGGCGCCUGGGCCAGUCGGCGCCCCCGGCCGCGGCCUACUGGAACCGGGAGCAGUGGCGGCUGCGGGGCCUCCCGGCCGGGCCCGAGGCGGGGGACUGCCGGGCCUGGGGGGCCGCGGCCGCGGCCGCCGUGCCGGACUUCGCCUCCUACCCGGAGCCCCACCGCCGCUUCCUGCUGUCGGCCGCCUGCCGCGACUUCCCGCUGCGGCUGCAGGCCCGGGGCGGGGGCUGCGGGCCCCCGGGGGCCCGGCCCCCGUACCUGCUGCUGGCCGUCAAGUCGGCGCCGGGCCGGUUCGCCCAGCGGCAGGCGGUGCGGGAGACCUGGGGCCGCGAGGCCGGGGGCGUGCGCCGCCUCUUCCUGCUGGGCUCGGCCCGCGGCGAGCACCAGCCGGACCUGGGGCCCCUGGUGGGGCGCGAGAGCCGGCGCCACGGCGACCUGCUGCUCUGGGACUUCCAGGACGUGGCCUUCAACCGCACGCUGAAGGACCUGCUGUUCCUGGGCUGGCUGGCCCGCCGGUGCCCCCGCGUGCCCUUCGUGCUGCGGGCCGAGGACGAUGCCUUCGUCCACGUGGAGGCCCUGCUGGGCCUCCUGCGCGGGCUGGACCCCGCCCGGGCCCGCACCCUCUACCUGGGGCAGGUCUUCGCCCGGGCGGCCCCCUUCCGCUCGCCGGGCAGCCCCUACUACGUGCCCGAGUCCUUCUACGCGGGCGGCUACCCGGCCUACGCCGGCGGCGGGGGCUACGUGUUCGCGGGGCGGCUGGGGCCCUGGCUGCUGCGGGCGGCGGCCCGCGUGGCCCCCUUCCCCAUCGAGGACGUGUACGCGGGGCUCUGCUUCCGCGCCCUGGGGCUGGAGCCCCGGGCCCACCCGGGCUUCCGCACCGACGACGCCGGGCUGGCCGAGGCCCAGCAGGACGACCCCUGCGCCCACCGCCGCCUGCUGCUCGUGCGGCCCCGCGGGCCCCGCCAGACCCUCCGCCUCUGGCGGGGCAUGCGCGACCCCGCCCUGCGUUGCUGAGGGCGGCCGGUCCCCCGCCGUCCCUCGCUUGCGUUGGCGUGUGCGGCCCCCCCUUCCCUGGCUAAGAUGGAGAAGCGUGGGGGCUGAAGGCGGAGGCCCGAACAGUUAAGACGUGUAACUUAUUAAACGAUCGCAGCCCGGA